CGUCGGCUUCAGCGUCCUCCCUUUGAUGAGCAUCCUCCUCGGUGUCGGUUUUGAAGAGGUCCUCCCUUAGCUGCUCCCGUGUGUGUCUACAUGACAGCCGCUUAGGUUCUCACGUACAGUCAAACAGAAAGGAACAACACCAUGGCGAGAAACCGUAAAGACAGAGACAGCUGGGGUGAGUGGUUAAUAAUUAUGAAGAUGACUAAAUUGGUCCUCUCUAGACGCACAUAAAAAUGGGUGCGCUAUUUAGCCUAUUUCAUGUAGCCUAGGCUAGGGAAAGUCUCAGCAAUGCAGCUGAUCAGAUGUUUGUGCGUUAAUCAUGAUGAAGCAGUCGUUGCAAUUUGCAUGUUGUUGUCAGAACAAACCGUUAUAUCUAUUGAAUGCUCAACCGUCGCAAAAACGCUGGCCUGGACCAGACACAACCAAACCCCGUUCAGCUGCUCAACUAAUAUAAACACAAGCCAAGCAUCUAUUCUAUUCUAUUCUGUUCUAUUCACUCUAGUCUACAGGCCAAUGGAUCGUCUGUCUGAGCAUCCCCGCACCCUUUAGAAUGAUUAUGGCACAGAAUAACGAACGACAGCAAUUCAAACACAAUGCUAGAAUUAACCAGUGUUAGCGAGAUUUGAUUUACAGGCCUAGGCCCUUACCGAAAUAACUGUCAAGGCGGUGCCAAAGUGGGUAUGGGUGGACUUGAGGCAAACAGAUGGCAUCAUCCUGACCGUUACAUUUCACUCUGCUACUGUAUGUAUGUCUCUGCUUUCUGAUUGGUGUUCAUCUCAUAUCUGUUUGAUAAACACCAAUUGUGCCAUACCAUUUGGGUCUGUUAUCACAUAGUAAAAAUGAGCUUGCUAAUGAACCAUCAUCGUUAGACAUACUAAGAGUCAUAGAUAUAGAAAGAAUCCUGCUAUAUUGUCUAUGCCAAAGAGCUGUCAGGCAUUCAACAUAAUGUAGCCUAUUAUGAUAGCUAGAAUGACUGGUUUGGAAGCUACAGAGUGACAUAGAAUGCUCCCGAGUGGCGCAGUGGUCUAAGGCACUGCAUCGCAGUGCUAGCUGUGCCACUAGAGAUCCUGGUUCGAAUCCAGGCUCUGUCGUUGCCGGCCGCGACCGGGAGACCCAUGGGGCGGCGCGCACAAUUGGCCCAGCGUCGUCCAGGGUAGGGGAGGGAAUGGCCGGCAGGGGAUGUAGCUCAGUUGGUAGAGCAUGGCGUUUGCAACGCCAGGGUUGUGGGUUCGAUAAAAUAAUGUAUGCACUCACUAACUGUAAGUCGCUCUGGAUAAGAGCGUCUGCUAAAUGACUAAAAUGUAAAUGUAAAAAUGAAUGGUGUUGUUUAUUACCAGAGAGAGUUGAGCAGCUAUGAGCACUGACCCAGUACAUUUACAGAGUAGACCCCUAGACCAUACUCUGCUGAUGUCUGAAGCUGCUCUGUAGCAGAAGUCAAGGAGCAGCUAGUCUGGAAGUUGGGGGUUGUGUCCCAAAUUACACCCUAUUCCCUAUAUAGUGCACUACUUUUGACCAGGUAAUGCACUACAUCAUAGGGUGCCAUUUGGGAUGAUACCUUGAUGUGGCGAUACCUGUUGUUUUAGGACAGGCAUCAUUGCUUUGCUUUGGCCUUUGUUAGUGAGAAUAAAUAAAUGCACCAGUCCAGACCUGAGAAACAUAGGAGGACAGGACUGUUUACAUGAUUAACUGUGUUCUGCACUCUGCAUUCAUUUUAAUGCCCCAAAAUGGUCUCUUCCUUUCCCUUAGUCAAUGUUGUAUUUAAUGACUCUUGCCAUGUUUGUUAUUAUGUCAUCUUAUACAAAUAGAGCUUGGAGUGUUGUGGGCGAUAAGAUGUAUAGGGAUGUAGCUCAGUUGGUAGAGCAUGGUGUUUGCAACGCCAGGGUUGUGGGUUCGAUUCCCACGGGGGGGGGGGGGGGGGGGGGGGGGCAGUAUGAAAAAUAAAAUAAUGUAUGCAACUGUAAGUGGCUCUGGAUAAGAGCGUCUGCUAAAUGACUAAAAUGUAAAUGUAAAAUGUAAAUAUAUCCUUUGGUUUUCUCUGAGAGAGAUAGUAGGCGUUCUAUCUGUCAACUCUUCUCUGUGUUAACAGCCUGCUAACGCAAGAGUUUACUUCAAGGGAAGAAAAUGAUUCAAUGUUGUCUAUUGCCAACCACACACACACCGAUAAACAGACAGCCACCAUAUCGUCACUGUGUGCCCCUCUGUCUUUUCCCUGUGAGCAGACUAGCUAGGAUUUUGUGGCCUACACAGCCAUUAGGUCUCUGGAGACUGUGGAGAGGCAGACAGAUUGCAGGCAGACUGAGUCACUGCUUGCCCGGAAAGGAAAGCAAAGCAAAGCUCUCUCUCUCUCUCUCUCUCUCUCUCUCUCUCUCUCUCUCUCUCUCUCUCUCUCUCUCUCUCUCUCUCUCUCUCUCUCUCUCUCUCUCUCUCUCUCUCUCUCUCUCUCUCUCUCUCUCUCUCUCUCUCUCUCUCUCUCAGCGGCAAUCCUCUGUUCUGAAGUGAACCAAUGCUUAACUUGAAUCAUUACUGGAUUUAACAUCUCGCUCAGCUACAGUAUGGUGGAGUCCCAAAUAACACCCUAUUCCCUAUAUAGUGCACUACUUUUGACCAGGGCCCAGUCUAUAUAGGGAAUAGGGUGCCAUUUGGGACACAGUUUAUGUGAUGAGAUGAUACUGAUCUGUUAACCACCGGGUAGAUAGCUGGUUUUACAUUUACAUGUACAUUUUAGUCAUUUUAGCAGACGCUCUUAUCCAGAGCCACUUACAGUUAGUGAGUGCAUACAUUUUUCAUAUGGUAUUAACAAGCCUUUAACAUUGCCUGUCAUUUACUAAAAAGCUAUUGAGAUAUCCAUAUUUUAAUUAAAAUUCAUAGAAACUGUGUAUAUUUGUCUGUAAACUAGUCAAUCAUCCAUUUUGUGUGCUUUGAUGACAUCAUCCUCUUUGCAGCUUAUUCCUCCUCCCUCUGGGUAAUGGCGUAAAGUCUGUCUCCAUUUCCCCUCUAACCCUGAGGAAGGUAUUGGGUGCUGAAACGUUGGUUCCCUAAUAAAUCAGACGCACGUGAAAGCAUUAUGGGAUGUGCAACAUUCUUUAAUUUGUACUCUUCCUCCCGUGUCACGUCACAGGGUCCUUCACAGACAAAGCCACCUACGACUGGAGCUCAGAGGAGGAGGAGCCUGAUGGAAGGGCGCGGCCCAUCCAGGUGCUUGUUGUCAAGGACGACCACACCUUUGAGCUGGACGAGGCGGCGCUGAGCCGGAUCCUAUUGGCCGAAGAGGUCCACAACAGGGAGGUGGUGGCCAUAUCUGUGGCCGGGGCGUUCCGCAAGGGAAAGUCCUUCCUCAUGGACUUCAUGCUGCGCUACAUGUACAGCCAGGUGAGUUCAAAGGUCAUGCUUGUGUAACCGAUGGGGGAUCGGUAACCUCACUCUCCUCAGCUUGAAAUUUCUCCAUCCACGCUGCGGAAAUGCUAGCUUUUUUGGUGGCGCAGUUGGCUAAGAUGUUAGGGAGGUCACUUGUGUUUGUGAGACAGAGGUCCAGAGAUCCAGUCUCUGUGUGAGCUGGUGAGGAAGGAAGCGAUACUGUUAAGUGACGCCUGUCACUCUUGGUUUUGUGUUCAUAUCUCUUGACCCGGCUACGACCCAUCCCUCAGCAUGUAAGAGACCAUCUGUAAUUAAACUUUGCAUCAGUGUGCUGCAUUGGGCAUAAUGUGAUGAUUGAGGUUAUGAUGUGUGUUACUGUUUUAAGGUUUUGUGACUAAUAAUAGCCAAUAAUUGGUCCAAGAAGCAUUGAUCUGUGUUGUAUUUCUCUCUGUAUCUAAUCUAUAUCCCCAGGCGUCUGAGGAGUGGCUGGGGGAGGCAGAGGAGCCUCUGACAGGAUUCUCCUGGAGGGGUGGAUCUGAGAGGGAGACCACAGGCAUUCAGAUCUGGAGCGAAGUCUUUCUGGUGGACAAGCCAGAUGGACGCAAGGUACCAGAUCCUCACCUUUGACCUGUAUUCACGGGACUGCGUCUCAAACGGCACCCUAUUCCCUACAUACAGUGCCUUCGGAAAGUAUUCAGACCCCUUGACUUUUUCCACACUUUGUUACGUUACAGCCUUAUUCUAAAAUUGAUGAAAUAAUCCUCAGCAAUCGGCACACAAUACCCCAUAAUGACACAGCGAAAAUAGGUUUUUAGAAAUUUUUGCAAAUGUAUAAAAAAUGAAAACUCACAUUUACAUAAGUAUUCAGACCCUUUGCUAUGAGACUCGAAAUUGAGCUCAGGUGCAUCUCGUUUCCAUUGAUCAUCCUUGAGAUGUUUCUACAACAUGAUUGGAGUCCACCUGUGGUAGAUUUCAUUGAUUGGAGAUGAUUUGGAAAGGCACACACCUGUCUAUAUAAGGUCCCACAGUUGACAGUGCAUGUCAGAGCAAAACCCAAGCCAUGAGGUUGAAGGAAUUGUCCGUAGAGCUCAGAGACAGGAUUGUGUCGAGGCACAGAUCUGGGGAAGGGUACCAAAACAUUUCUGCAGCAUUGAAGGUCCCCAUGAACACAGUGGCCUCCAUCAUUCUUAAAUGGAAGAAGUUUGGAACCACCAAGACUCUUCCUAGAGCUGGCCGCCCGGCCAAACUGAGGAAUCGGGGAAGAAGGGCCUUAGUCAGAGAGGUGACCAAGAACCCGAUGGUCACUCUGACAGAGCUCCAGAGUUCCUCUGUGGAGAUGGGAGAACCUUCCAGAAGGACAACCAUCUCUGCAGCACUCCACCAAUCAGGCCUUUAUGGUAGAGUGGCCAGACGGAAACCACUCCUCAGUAAAAGGCACAUGACAGCCCACUUGGAGUUUGCCAAAAGGCACCUAAAGACUUUCAGACCAUGAGAAACAAGAUUCUCUGGUCUGAUGAAAUCAAGAUGAAACUAUUUGGCCUGAAUGUCAAGCGUCACGUCUGGAGGAAACCUGGCACCAUCCCUACGGUGAAGCAUGGUGGUGGCAGCAUCAUGCUGUGGGGAUGUUUUUCAGCGGCAGGGACUGGGAGACUCGUCAGGAUCGAGGCAAAGAUGAACGGAGCAAAGUACAGAGAGAUCCUUGAUGAAAACCUGCUCCAGAGCGCUCAGGACCUCAGACUGGGGCGAAGGUUCACCUUCCAACAGGACAACGACCCUAAGCACACAGCCAAGACAACGCAGGAGUGGCUUCGGAAACAAGUCUCUGAAUGUCCUUAAGUGGCCCAGCCAGAGCCCGGACUUGAACCCGAUCAAAUAUCUCUGUGCAGCAACGCUCCCCAUCCAACCUGACAGAGCUUGAGAGGAUCUGCAGAGAAGAAUGGGAGAAACUCCCCAAAUACAGGUGCGCCAAGCUUGUAGCGUCAUACUCAAGAAGACUUGAGGCUGUAAUUGCUGCCAAAGGUGCUUCAACAAAGUACUGAGUAAAGGGUUUGAAUGCUUAUGUAAAUGUGAUAUUUCAUUUAUUUUUUUAUAAAAUAGCAAAUAUAUAUAUAUAUAUAUAUAUAUAUAUAUAUAUAUAUAUAUAUAUAUAUUUUAAUUUUUUUUUAACUGUUUUUGCAUUGUCAUUAUGGGGUAUUGCGUGUAGAUUGAUGAGGGGGAAAAAACAAUUUAAUUAAUUUUAGAAUAAGGCUGUAACGUAUCAAAAUGUGGAAAAAGUCAAGGGGUCUGUAUACUUUCCGAAGGCACUGUAGUGCACUACUUUUGACCAGAGCCCUAUGGGUAGAUUCGGUAUGACGACCUCAGUUAGAGGCCCAAUCUAUGAUAUCUACAGACGUUUUUGAUCAUCGUAGUCAGGGAUGGGCCCGCUCAGUGGAACUCAGUCGGGGUCUCAACUUACUGUUGAGAGUUAUAAUAGUAGAAUACAGAAGGUGCCAUUUAUUUAAUGGGGUUGUGUGCAUCAGCAGUUUUUCUCUUGUUGUCAGUCACUGAUCGGCACUUAAUUAGCUCAUGUCAGCUACAUUUUUUAGAUUGGUAAGUUAGUCUAGCGGCCAGCUAUCUAAACCUGCAGUAAUCAUGCAAAUAUUUAUCUCCGCCCCAUUGCAAAAUGUGUAGAAUUGCAGAAAGCUUGGUCUAAAACUGCAACAUUUUCUCUACGCCCCAUGGCAAAAUGUGUAGAAUUGCAGGAAAAUGAACUGUAAAUCUUCAGUUUUGUCUCUCCUGUUAAACUGUAAUAACAUUAACACUGAUGAAUGAAGAGUUAUGCUCUCCUGUCUCGUCCCUCAGGUGGCAGUUCUACUGAUGGAUACUCAGGGAACGUUUGACAGCCAGUCAACGUUGAGGGAUUCAGCCACUGUGUUUGCACUAAGCACUAUGAUCAGCUCCAUGCAGGUACAGUACAGUGGUUUUGGCCCUAACGACCCCGCUGUCUUAACAGGUACAGUGGCUUUGGCCCUAACGACCCCGCUGUCUUAACAGGUACAGUGGCUUUGGCCCUAACGACCCCGCUGUCUUAACAGGUACAGUGGCUUUGGCCCUAACGACCCCGCUGUCUUAACAGGUACAGUGGUUUUGGCCCUAACGACCCCGCUGUCUUAAACAGGUACAGUGGCUUUGGGCCCCCUACGACGCACAGACGACCCCCGUGUGUGUCUUAACAGGUACAGUGGCUUUGGCCCUAACGACCCCGCUGUUCUUAAAACAGGUACAGUGGUUUGGCCUAACGGCUGUUUACAGUACAGGGCUUUGGCCCUAACGACCCCGCUGUCUUAACAGGACAGUGGCUUUGGCCCUAACGACCCCGUGGCUUCUUAUGGGACCCGCGUACCCCUUAACGCCCACCGAAUCAUUAACAGGUUAUCCCAGCCUAACGCGCUGUCUUAAACAGGUGGUGUUGGGCCUACAGGGCUGUUUAAACCGGUGUCCCGUGGCUUUGGCCCUAACGACCCCGCGUCUUCUAACAGGGUACAUCGUGGCUUUGGCCCUAACGACCCCGCUGUCUUAACAGGACAGUGGCUUUGGCCCUAACGACCCCGCUGUCUUAACAGGUACAGUGGCUUUGUGCCCUAACAGACCCCUUGGUCCCGCGCUGAGUAGUAACAGGUACAUGUGGCUUUGGCCCCUAACGGACCCCGCUGUCUUAACAGGUACAGUGGCUUUGGCCCUAACGACCCCGCUGUCUUAACAGGUACAGUGGUUUUGGCUCCCGCUAAGACGACCCGGCUGUCUUAACAGGUACAGUGGUUUUGGCCCUAACAACCCCGCUGUCUUAACAGGUACAGUGGCUUUGGCCCUAACGACCCGGCUGUCUUAACAGGUACAGUGGCUUUGGCCCUAACGACCCCGCUGUCUUAACAGGUACAGUGGUUUUGGCCCUAACGACCCCGCUGUCUUAACAGGUACAGUGGCUUUGGCCCUAACGACCCCGCUGUCUUAACAGGUACAGUGGCUUUGGCCCUAACGACCCCGCUGUCUUAACAGGUACAGUGGCUUUGGCCCUAACGACCCCGCUGUCUUAACAGGUACGGUGGCUUUGGCCCUAACGACCCCGCUGUCUUAACAGGUACAGUUGGCUUUGGCCCUAACGACCCCGCUGUCUUAACAGGUACAGUGGCUUUGGCCCUAACGACCCCGCUGUCUUAACAGGUACAGUGGUUUUGGCCCUAACGACCCCGCUGUCUUAACAGGUACAGUGGCUUUGGCCCUAACGACCCCGCUGUCUUAACAGGUACAGUGGCUUUGGCCCUAACGACCCCACUGUCUUUGAACAUAAAUAAUGACAUUGCUUGGAGACCUUGACAAUGGUAGACCUUCUGUGCCAAAACAUGUUGGAGUAGAAAAGUGUUCUUGUUUCGCAGGUGUACAACAUCUCCCAGAAUGUGCAGGAGGAUGAUCUUCAACACUUGCAGGUAAGUAGACGGAUUGAUUACAUCACCUACAGUAUGACUGAGGUCUUUCACUGUGGAGACACUCAGAUAGAUGAUGACUGUUUCUCUAAACAUGAUAAACAAAUGCACUCUACUUUAAACUCCUGACCAAUAUAGAAUAUUUAUGUCUUGUCCUGUCUCUUCGUGGCGUUUGUAGCUCUUCACUGAGUACGGCAGACUAGCCAUGGAGGAGACGUUCCUACUAAACCAUCAGGUAGGCACACGUCCUUUCUGUAUUGACGUUUCAGGUGACAUGCUGAGUUCUGGCCAAUUGAGCCCCACUGGUUUGAACAUAUAUCAUUCUGGAAGGCCUUGACAAGGCUAUCAGACCUUCUGUGCCAAUGAGGUUGAGUCAGAGAAUGCUGUUUACAGGUGUGACAAAUCUCGAAUGGCAGGGAUGAUUUCCAAACUGGUUAGAGGUGAUUCAGUAGAACGGAAUUGAUUACAUACCCAGAAUGCUGUAAGAGGUUUCAUUUCAAUGUGGAAGACACUCAGAUGUUAAUGACGUUAUUCAGAACAAAGGCAUUUUUAAAAUUCAGUCCCAAAUGUUUUAUGAGGUUGAUGUCUUUCGUGGCGUUAUGAGUGUCUUCCAACUGAGUUAUGGCAGACUAGCCAUGGAGAGGUGAUUCCUUAACCAGUGCGGUUAAGGGACACGUUUCCGACUGUUGUUAAUGAGGUUGUUCAGUUGACCAUGACUGCGUUUAAUGAGGUUGAGUCGUCCAGAGAGGCUGGUUUAACGAGGCUGAUUCAGUUACCGAAGCUGGUUUAACAAGGCUGAUCCAGUUUACCAGAAUGCUGGUUUAAUGAGGUUGAUUCAGUUUACCAGAAGGCUGGUUUAAUGAGGUUGAUUCAGUUUACCAGAAUGCUGGUUUAAUGAGGUUGAUUCAGUUUACCAGAAUUCUGGUUUAAUGAGGUUGAUUCAGUUUACCAGAAUGCUGGUUUAAUGAGGUUGAUUCAGUUUACCAGAAUGCUGGUUUAAUGAGGUUGAUUCAGUUUACCAGAAUGCUGGUUUAAUGAGGCUGAUUCAGUUUACCAGAAGGCUGGUUUAAUGAGGCUUGAUUCAGUUUACCAGAAGGCUGGUUUAAUGAGGUUGAUUCAGUUUACCAGAAUGCUGGUUUAAUGAGGCUGAUUCAGUUUAUCAGAAGACUGGUUUAACUCAAGCUGGUUUAACGAGGCUGAUUCAGUUUACCAGAAUGCUGGUUUAAUGAGGUUGAUUCAGUUUACCAGAAUGCUGGUUUAAUGAGGCUGAUUCAGUUUACCAGAAUGCUGGUUUAAUGAGGUUGAUUCAGUUUACCAGAAUGCUGGUUUAAUGAGGCUCAUUCAGUUUACCAGAAGACUGGUUUAACUCAAGCUGGUUUAACGAGGCUGAUUCAGUUUACCAGAAGACUGGUUUAACGAGGCUGAUUCAGUUUACCAGAAGGCUGGUUUAAGUCCGACUGGUUUAAUGAGGCUGAUUCAGUUUACCAGAAGGCUGGUUUAACUCCGACUGGUUUAACAAGGCUGAUUCAGUUUACCAGAAGGCUGGUUUAACUCAGACUGGUUUAAUGAGGCUGAUUCACCAGAGCAGGAACUAUUUAGGUCCUAUUUACUUUGGUAGCUUCUUGCUGUUAGAGACUUUCCUUGCUAAUGGUUUGCCACUGCACCGUAACUUAGUGAACCCAUGUCUGUAUUGUUCCAGUCCAUGAUAUUCCUGGUCCGGGACUGGAGUUUUCCCUACGAGUUUGGCUACGGACAGGAAGGAGGCAUGAAGUUCCUGGAGAAGAGACUCAAGGUCAGAGGUCACAGAUGAACAAUGAUUAUAAUGGUUCAUAUAAAGAUGACAACAACAAGAAGAGUUAUAUUAACACAGUGUCGUUAAUUGAAACCAAAAGGCUGCUAUUUAUGCGACAUGAUCAUGUUAGAUAUAAUAAUAAUACUAAUAAUAAUACUAAUAUAAGAAGACACUUUAAUCCAAACAAACAUACAGAUCCCUGUAAUCCCCUGCGGGAAUUGAACCCAUGACCUUGGCAAUUGGUAGCAGUACCCUGUUACCAACUGAGCGUGUGUCUGUGGUUCUGUGUUCUAGAUCUCAGAGAACCAGCACGAGGAGCUGCAGAACGUUCGUAAACACAUCCACUCCUGCUUCACCAAUAUCUCCUGCUUCCUGAUGCCCCACCCCGGACUCAAAGUGGCCACCAACCCCAACUUCGACGGCAGACUCAAAGGUACAAUACAUAUUUUGGCAUCUUGGUGGUCUUAAAACAAAUAAUAAUAAUAAUAAUAAGCCAUUUAGCAGACGCUUUUAUCCAAAGCGACUUACAGACACACCUUGGGAUGACAACAGACUAAUCCCAUUGAUGAAUUUAAAGCACACUCAAGUAAGAUGUUCCUUUGAUGAAAUUUCAUAUGAAUUCUGAAAUUUUCACAGCAUGACAAGAAGUGUGUUUUUGUAUAGCCCUCCUCUUCAGCUAAUGUUGCCUCUCCCUGACCUGUGUGCAGAGGGUCGCUGGUUCACGCCCAGCUCGAGGCAGGACCGGUUACAUAACUACCCUACCAUUCUCCUAAUCUCACUUCUCCCUGACCUGUGUUUAGAGAUCGACCGCGAGUUCGUCAACAACCUGCAGAUCCUGGUCCCGUGGCUGCUGAGUCCCAAGAACCUGGAUGUCAAGGAGAUCAACGGCAGCAACAUCACCUGCAGAGGCCUGCUGGAGUACUUCAAGGUCUGAGCCUUAGAUUUUAGCCUGGUUUUCAGAUCUGUUUGUGCUGUCUUGCCAAGUCCUAUUGUUGUUGUCAGGAGUUAACAAGACGGCACAAACAGAUCUGGCACCAGGCUACUUGAAUUUGGUAUGGUUAAACAAUGUGCAUCGAGGUACCAGUUUCAGUGUAGUGAAUGCUUCAACCACCCAGUGAAAAUAAUGAUAUUGAAAUGUUGUUAAGUAAUGUUGGUGUUUGUAGAUGACGAUUCCCCCCCUCCCCCCCCCCUCCCCCCCCUCCCCCCCCCACCCCCACCCCCCCCAGGCAUACAUCAAAAUCUACCAGGGGGAGGAGCUGCCACACCCAAAAUCCAUGUUGCAGGUACACAGUGUCUUGUGUUUAUCUUUCUGCCGUCAUUAUAAUGCAUCACCUGAUGAAUAUAACAUGUGCUGUGUGUUGUUCCUCAGGCCACAGCAGAGGCCAACAACCUCGCGGCGGUGGCAGCAGCCAGGGACCUGUAUAACAAGAAGAUGGAGCAGGUGACAAAAGACAGAGCUGUGUUCUGUUACGGACCUAUCCGGGCUUAUCUCCAAUUCUAAUGCCUUCCUGAGACCUACUGUUGUGUCCCCCUGUACUGUAGUCAUUCUCCUGAAGAGUGAAUGCUCAAUUUCACCCCCCCCCCUCCUCCUCCUCUUUCUCCUCCCCCUCUCCCCCCUCCAUUCCUCCCCCUCUCUCCCCAGGUGUGUGGUGGGGACCGGCCCUUCCUGGCCCCAGCAGAGCUCCAGGCCAGACACAGUGACAUCAGAGAGGAAGCCCUCCAGGUGUUCCGGGGGGUCAAGAAGAUGGGAGGGGAGGAGUUCAGCCGACGCUACCUGCUACAGCUGGAGGGAGAGGUAUGUCACAGGUGGGAUCUGAACCCCCUGUCUCUCGCUCGGGAAACCAACCAGCUGGAGGGAGAGGUAUGUCACAGGUGGGAUCUGAACCCCCUGUCUCUCGCUCGGGAAACCAACGUGUUUCUUAACCAUUAGCCCAAUAAAUUGGAAGUUGGGUGCUACCUGCGAGUCCAACUCACCUCCGAUAUAGUCACCCACCCUUUUUUUGCGGCAUGUAAUGACAACAACCUAUCGGAAUACAUACAGUACCUAUAUAAUGUCUACACACCCCCUUUAACUUUUUUUCAUAUUUUGUUGUCGGUGCCUCAGUGCAUUUAUAGAAGGAUUUUCCUCACUUAUCUACACACCAUACUCUACACUUUAAAGGGGAUUUUUGUUUUAAUUGUGAAAAAUUAUAUAAAAAAUACAAAACUGAAAUAUCAUAGUUGGAAAGGUCUGAGUUAAUACUUGGUGGAAGCACCGUUGGCAGUAAUUACAGCUGUGAGUCUGUUGGGAUAGGUCUCCACCCCCCUCUGAGUUAAUACUUGGUGGAAGCACCGUUGGCAGUAAUUACAUGCUGAAAGGUGAACUUCCAUCCCAGUUUCAGCUUUCUUGCAGAGGGCAGCAGCUUUUCCUCAAGGACUUUUCUGUACAUUGCUCCAUUAAUUUUCUGUUCUAUCCUGAUCAGAAACUUCUCCAUAACGUGGUGCUGCCACCACCAUGCUUCACAGUAGGGACGGUGAUGUGCCAUGUUGGGUUCGUGCCAAACGUAACGCUUUUGCAUUUAGGCCAAAAAGUUCCGUUUUUGUUUCAUCAGACCACAAAUGGCUAAAGAAUCUCCUGAGUAUUUCUUUGCAUCCCUCAAACAGGAUUCCAGGUGGGCUUCCUUCUGGCCACGCUACUUUACAUGGCAGGUUUAUGGAGUGCUUGGGACAUUGUUGUCACGUGCACACUUUGACCAGUCUUGGUCAAUAAAAGCCUGUAGCUCUUUCAAAGUUGCCAUUGGAUUCUUGGUAGCCUCUCUGAUCAGUCUCCUAUAUAAAUACAAUUAAAUAAAUUAAAUAAAGACUACAUAUGUCGAGUCAAUCGCGAAAUUACCUUUAAAUUAGAAUUCUGCUGUAGUGCUCAAACUGACCCCCCCCCCCCCCCCUAAAAUACAUCUGUGUCUGGGACCCCCCCUCCCCUCCCCUCCCCUCCCCUCCUAAAUACAUAUUUCUAGAGUAGCACUGUGGCAAAUGGAACCGAUCCCCAAUAACCAACCCUGUUUCAGGUGGACGAGGUGUUCGUCCAGUACAUCAAGCACAACGACUCCAAGAACAUCUUCCACGCCGCACGUACCCCGGCCACGCUGUUCGUGGUCAUCUUCAUCAUGUACGUGGCGGCGGGGAUCACGGGCUUCGUGGGGGUCGACAUCAUCGCCAGCGUGUGUAAUAUGAUUCUGGGGCUGACGCUGAUCACCCUGUGUACCUGGGCCUACAUCCGCUACUCUGGGGAGUACCGUGAGCUGGGGCAGGUCAUCGACCAGGUGGCUGGAGCACUCUGGGACCAGGUAGGUGCUGUGUCCCAAAUAGCACCUUAUGCCAGGGCUACGGUGUCCAUUUUAGGACAUCCUCAGCCUCAUACCUCACCCAUCAUUGAGUCAAAUCUCACUCCUUCUUGAGGGGAUUGACUCAAAGGAGGAAACGGAAUGACUCAAGGAGGGGUGAGGUUUGAGGCUGAGGAUGUCCUGAAAUGGACACCGUACAUGCGCUCUAUUAAAAUGUGUGUUAUCAUAUAGAUGUGUGUGCCAUAAAGUGAUUAAAGGUUUGAGGACUCCUAAACCACAGGGAUCCUCACAGUUUUAACUAGUAUAUAAAUACGUUAUAGAGCAUCUAAACCACUAGGUGGCGACAUACAACACAUUUUACUGUGUUGAACAAAUCUGGGAAUAAUCACAACGUGUACGUCUUUUAGAGUUUGGGCUGAAGGAAACAUUUCAAACAUGUAAAUAUUCAUACUACAUUUGAUUUAUUUGAUUAUUUGUCUAAGACUGUUUUUGUUUUUCUCUAUGUUUUGCAACAGGGAAGCACAAAUGAGGUGAGUGGGGAGUUGUGUUCUCAGUCAGUCAGUGUAGUCCAUAGAGAUAGAAAGAGGACUCCAGAUGGAUAUUACCAGUUUUUUUCCCCAUAAUAGCACAGAUACAAAGAUAAGUCCUCUUUCUUCUCCAUCGCUAUGGUGUACUGUAUGUUUCAAUACGUCUGUCUAUCUUGAGCAUUCCAAUAUUGGUUAGUCUGAAAUGUACCCUCUUCCUCUCCUGUUGUUCACAGGUUCUGUAUAAGGCUAAAUGUUUCCUAGGAAGUACUGUUUCCUGUACAGAGCCAUAUUGCACACAUUUAGAACCAACGAUCUUGAGCAUUCCGACAUUUCUUUUUUUUAAAUGCCCCCCCUCUUCUUGGCCAGAUAGUUACGAUCCCUCUUUCCUCUCCUCUCCUUUUCUCCAGGCGUUGUAUAAGCUGUAUAACGCUGCAGCCAAUCACGGGCAUCUGUACCACCACGCGUUCUCUGGUCCCCAGGCCCCCGGAGAGGAGGGGGAGGCCCCCGAGAAACCCACCAGGAAGAGGAACUGACUGGCUGACCUGAUUUGGCUAGAGCACAGCAGGGACUGCUGGGUACCUCUUAAGUAGCAUGAUGGACAGAGAGG
Messenger RNA from Coregonus sp. 'balchen', 14060 nucleotides. The record is from the annotation of a GenBank genome assembly. Lineage: Eukaryota; Metazoa; Chordata; Actinopteri; Salmoniformes; Salmonidae.